GGAGCUCUGGUGGCGGGGAGUGCCGGCAGCGGGGAGCGCCGGCAGCGGGGAGCGCCGGCAGCGGGGAGCGCCGGCAGCGGGGAGCGCCGGCAGCGGGGAGCGCCGGCAGCGGGGAGCGCCGGGAGCCGGGAGCGUCAGACGCGAGGAGAGUCCCGAGUCUGGAGCGCCAGGAGCCGCGAGCGUCGGGAGUGGGCCGGAUCCCCUGGCAGGAUGACUAUAAGGAUCUUUGCAAAUUGUACCUUCUGUUUGAAAGUCAAGCACUUACCUCGUCAACAGAAGAAAAAGCUACAAAAUGACAUUAAGGAGAAUGGUGGAAAUUUUUCCUUUUUAUUAAAUCCUCAGUGCACACAUAUAAUCUUAGACAAUGCUGAUGUUCUGAGCCAGUAUCAACUGAAGUCUAUCCAAAAGAACCAUAUCCUUAUUAUAAACCCAGAUUUUAUAUGGAACUCUAUCAAAGAAAGGAGGCUCUUGGACAUAAUGAAUUAUGAUCCUAAUAAGGCAGUGGACAUCACACCACCUCCUUGUCAAAAGGCAAGCAGUUCUGAGGUGACAACAGAUGAUCCAUCCCUGGACGACUCCAUGGAGAAGGAAGACAUUGUGGAAUUCACAGAGUUUUAUAAAGACAUUGUUGAAAUUCCUCGUUUUCCACAAGACUUUGAAGUUGCAAAAUAUAACACCUUGGAAAAAAUCGGGGCAGAGGGAGGUAAGGAGGUGGCAGUGCUAGAACUGCAGAGCUCCCAGGACCCCGAGGACCCUGCCUUUCUCACAUCCGCACAUUUCCUCUUGGCUAGUGGCCUCACGACUAGAAAGUCCUCUGUAAAGAAAACCUCUGCAGAUGCAAGUGAAUACUACGAAAAUUACAUUGAAGAGCUGAAGAAACAAGGAUUUCUGCUAAGAGAACAUUUUACACCGGAAGCAACCCAAUUAGCAUCUGAAAAACUGCAAGCAUUGCUUUUGGAGGAGGUAAUAAAUUCAAACACUCUGAGCAAAGAAGUGAGCGAUUUGGUGGAGAUGGUUUGGGCGGAAUCUCUCGGCCACCUGGAGCACAUGCUUCUCAAGCCUGUGAACAGGAUUAGUCUCCAUGACGUGAGCAAGGCAGAAGGACUUCUCCUUCUAGUAAAGGCAGCAUUGAAAAACGGAGAAACAGAAGAACAACUGCAAAAAAUGAUGACUGAGUUCUACAGAUUAAUACCUCACAAAGGUACAACAACUGAAAAAGUGACCCUGAGACUAUUGGCUAAGAAAGAGGACCUCUGCCAGCUAAUAAGAGACAUGGGUAAUAUCUGUGAAACUAAUUUGUUCAAACCCAACCCCCCAUCCCUUGCCAAAUACCGAGCUUUGAGAUGCAAAAUUGAGCAUGUUGAACAAAACACUGAAGAAUUUUUCAGAGUUAGAAAAGAGGUUUUACAGAAUAAUCACAGAGGUCCAGUGGACAUCUUGCAGAUAUUUAGAGUUGGCAGAGUGAAUGAAGCCACAGAAUUUUUGAGCCAGCUUGGCAAUGUGAAGUCCUUACUGCAUGGAUCUCCUGUACAAAGCUUUGUAGGGAUCCUGUCCCGUGGGUUGCUUUUACCCAAAGUAGUUGAAGAUCGUGGCACAAAGAGAACAGACAUUGGAAAUCUUGGGAGUGGAAUAUAUUUCAGUGAUUCACUCAGCACAAGUAUUAAGUACUCCCACGCAGGAGAGACAGAUGGCACGAGGCUCUUGGUCGUCUGUGAUGUAGCCCUCGGGAAGUGCAUGGACUUGAACAAAAAAGACUUCUCCUUGUCGGAAGCACCACCAGGUUACAACAGUGUCCAUGGGGUGCGAGCAACGGCCACUGUCACCACAGACUUCGAGGAUGAUGAAUUUGUUGUAUAUAAAACCAAUCAGAUUAAAAUGAAAUAUAUUAUUAAAUUUUGUAUAUCUGGAGAUGAAAUAAAGGACUUUCAUCUUUGUAAUACUACUGAAGUAGAGGAAUACAGACCUGAGUUUUCAAAUUUUUCAAACGUUGAAGAUUAUCAGUUAGCAGAUGCCAAACCUUUCAGCAACAUCAAGUCUGGCCUGCAGGAUGUCUCUGGCAAUUCAGUUCCUCUUGAGGAUGUUCACAUCAAGGGAAAAAUAAUAGACUUCGUAGCCCAGGUCACUGUUUUUCAGACAUACACCAAUCAAAGUUCUGUGCCCAUUGAGGCAAGAUAUAUUUUUCCUUUGGAUGAUAAAGCAGCUGUGUGUGGUUUUGAAGCGUUCAUCAAUGGGAAGCACAUAGUAGGAGAGGUUAAAGAGAAGGAAGCAGCCCACCAUGAAUACCGAGAAGCCAUCAGUCAAGGCCAUGGCGCGUACUUGAUGGAUCAGGAUGCACCGGAUGUUUUUACUGUUAGUGUUGGAAAUCUACCCCCUAAGGCUAAGGUCCUUAUCAAAAUUACCUACAUCACGGAACUCAGCAUCCAAGGCAGCAGGGCUGUCUUCUUCAUGCCCGCCACCGUGGCACCCUGGCAACAGGACAAAGUUUUGAAUGAAAACAUUCAGGAUACAGUAGAGAAGAUUUAUAUAAAGAAAAUAGGAACAAAACAAAGCUUCUCUUUGAGUAUGUCCAUUGAGAUACCAUAUGAGAUUGAAUCCAUUUCUAGUGAUACACAUAAACUGAGACAAAAGCGCACAGACUGCAAAGCUGUAAUUAGCACCAUGGAAGAUAGCUCCUUAGACAGUGAUGGAUUCUCUCUUCACGUUGGUUUGUCUGACGCAUAUCCCCCAAGAAUGUGGGUUGAAAGACAUCCAGAAAAAGAAAGUGAGGCCUGCAUGCUUGUUUUUCAACCCAAUCUCGAUCUCUCUGACCUAGCCGAGAACAGUGAAGUGAUUAUUUGUCUCGAUUGCUCCAAUUCCAUGGAGGGUGCAACAUUCUUGCAAGCCAAGCAAAUUGCCUUAUAUGCUCUGUCCUUGAUGGAUAGGAAGCAAAAGAUCAACAUUGUCAAGUUUGGCACAGGUUACAAGGAAUUAUUUUCAUAUCCUAAGUACAUCACAAGCAAUAAUACACCAGCAGAGUUCAUUAUGUCUGCUACACCUACCAUGGGAAAUACAGACUUCUGGAAAACGCUCCGAUAUUUAAAUCUACUGUACCCUUCUCAAGGCUUACGGAGCAUUCUCCUUAUAUCUGAUGGCCACCUCCAGAAUGAGAGCCUGACAUUGCAGCUUGUGAAAAGAAAUGUCCGGCACACCAGGCUGUUCUCCUGUGGUAUCGGAAAUAUUCCCUGGACUUUUGAAGAAAUAAAGAAAGCGAGUGAAUGGGUAAGAAGAACUGAAGGACAAUAUCCAUCUAUCUGCCAACGGCUUGAAUUGGGUCAAGAUUGGGACUCUGCCACUAAACAGCUAUUGGGGAUCCAAACCAUAAACACCACAUCUCCUCUUCACAGAGUUCUUAAUUACAGUCAAAGCUUAAUCAUCUGAAGUUGUAUUUUAAACAUUAGUCAUGUUUCCAUGUAUAAAAUAAUCAGAUAUCAAUAGAUACCUAUAAUGAAAUUUAAUUAUGAUUUUAUUCAAUGUAGUACUUACUUUAAAAUAAUGAGAAACACAAUUGAUUAUUUUAAUGAACUAACAAGUGAUAACAAAAUAUUACAAUAUUACAGAUUUGUGUUUAAAUAUUUUAAGGUGAUAAGAGACACAUCUGGCUAGUCCUGGAGCCUCAUUCCCUUCUCCCCUUUAAGGACUCUAGUAGAGAACUGGCCCAGCUGGACUUAGUAAGCUGGGGAGAAACAAGGUCUUUGGCUGAUGUCAGUGUUCCUGGCAUGCAUUCCUGUUUCCAGGGCCCUGAGUAUCCAGACCUUUGCCCUCAAUAUGCAUGUGGUUCCUAGUCUAUAGAUCCCUUGAUACAUCUUUUUGUCACUUAGAGAAACUAGGUAUCCCAAGCAAUUCUUUCAUGGAUCUUGCCUUUGGUGUUGCCUCUAAAAUCCUGAAGUCAAAGGGGCGCCUGGAUGGCUCAGUCAUUAAGCGUCUGCCUUUGGCUCAGGUCAUGAUCCCAGAGUCCUGGGAUCGAGCCCCGCAUCAGGCUCCCUGCUCCGCCGGGAAGCGUGCUUCUCCCUCUCCCACUCCCCCUGCUUGUGUUCCCUCUCUCGCUGUGUCUCUCUGUCAAAUAAAUAAAAUCUUUAAAAAAAAAUAAAAUAAAAUAAAUUAAUUAAAUAAAAUCCUGAAGUCAUCUAGAUUUCCUCCUAUGUUAUCUUACAGAAGUUUUAUGAAUUUUGCAUUUUACAUUUUGGUGUAUGAUCCAUUUUGAGUUAUUUUUUAUGAAAGUUGUAAGGUCACUGUCCACCUUCCUCCACACUAUCACUUCCAGGCCAUUACCUCUCUACCUUUAUGUAAAAACCCUGGUUUGUUUUUGUUUUCUUGUCUUUUUAAUUUAAAUUCAAUUAGCCAACAUAUAGUACAUCAUUAGUUUUUGAUGUAGUGUUCAAUGAUUCAUUAGUUGUAUAUAACACCCAGUGCUCAUCAUAUCAUGUUUCUUUGAGAUUCAGUCUUUUGGCUAUCCUCCAACCUGUCCUUAUUGCUGUGACUUGCCAAAUGCCCAGUACCUACCCUCAUUCACAUAAGGUUCAGGAUUUCCCUUUCUACUGCCAGUCCUGCCUUCAUCUUGAGUGACUUCCAUUAUCCUGAUGUGUGACCCUUCCUAAUUCCUGGACUUGAACCAUAGCUAUGUCUUGGCAGAAUGUUUUGUGAUACUCAAAGGAUGGGAAACUUGUGAGGAGCUACCAUGAGGCCCUCUCCCAUCCACCGCUCUAUCUCCCUGAGAGGCAGACAUAAGACUGCUUCUCAUCACCUCCCAGUUCUGAGGUGAUAUGAAGCUCAGAAUACAGCUUCAGACUAAAAAUCCUCCUAGCUGCAUCUAGAAUUAGCUCCUCAGCAGUGAUGUGUCCCACAACUCACAUUGCAAUCAUCUAGCUCCUCUUAGGGUGUGGGACAAGGACCAAGGGGAGCUGGCAUCUUUGACUACUCUUCCUCUUGCUGUUUAUACAAUAAACCAUCUAAAUCUAAAAUGGCUUGUUAUGUCUUUAUGGCUAAAUCAAUCAGGCCUUGCCCUUGGCCUUGUCUGCUUGUUUGCUUGACAUAAUCAUCAAGAUAACUCUUUUCUUGUUUUAUCAGAUUAUGGGAUAAAAGAUUGAUAAUACCUAGUAGCAGAGUGUGUGAAGGUAAACAGACUUCCUUAUGUUGUUACUGGAAACAUAUACAAGUAAAAAAGUUUUGCAGUAUUUAUCCAAAUUUAAAUCACUACCCUCCUUGACCUAUAAAUUUCACUAAUAGGAAUUCCACUUCUAGAAAUUUAUCUUGCCAAAAUAUGGACACACACACACAUGCAUAUGUUAUAUAUGCAUAUAUAUGUGUGUGUAUAUAUAUAUGUAUAUAUAUAUUACAGUUGCAGAACAAUGUGGAAUAAAGCUCAUUUAAAAAUUAUAUAAAUGGGUGUUUAUACAUGUAUGAGAUAAAAGUCUGUCAUGUCAUAUUCCAAACUGGUUACCUUUGAGGAACAGGAACUUUAUUUCUAUCUUAUAUUCUUAUAUUCUAUAUCUUAUAUUAUUUCUAUCUUAUAUAUUCACUGUAAAAAUUUUUACAGUGAACAUAUACUUAAAUUUUUUAUCUCAAAAAUACAUAAAAGUAGAGAAAAUAGUAUAAUGAACAUAAAUUCCACAUUUAAAAUAUUUUGCCAAGUUUUUAUAAAUUUAGAACCAUCUUUUCUUCCCUCUUCUUUUGCUAUUGACUUGUUAAAGAAACAAGGUCAAUUGUCCUAUAGUAUGUCCCACAUUCUGGAUUUGUCCGAUUGUUUCCAUUUUUUCUUUCCCCAUAUUUCUUGUAAACUGGAUAUUCGAUCUAAGGCCCUGAAUAGAUUAAGGAUCAGUAUUUUUAUCAAUAGGAGCCAUAUAGUUUGGUUGUUCUACUUUUAUUUUUUUAAAGAUUUUAUUUAUUUAUUUGAGAGAGAGAAAAUGAGAGCGAGCGAGCACAUGAGAGGGGGGAGGGUCAGAGGGAGAAGCAGACUCCCCGCCUAGCAGGGAACCCGAUGCGGGACUUGAUCCAGGGACUCCAGGAUCAUGACCUGAGCCGAAGGCAGUCGCUUAACCAACUGAGCCACCCAGGCGCCCAAGUUGUUCUACUUUUAGUAAUGCUAACAUUGAUCAGUGCAUUUUCCAAUGUGAAGUUCUGUUUCUCCUACAACCAACAAAUAGUCUGAAGAGAUACUUUGGCAGCCAGUUCCUCAUCAAUCUCUCACCUAACAGUUGCCUGAAUCAUUUCACGAAAUAUUGUGAUUCUCUGUUUUCUUCUAUGCUUGUUAACUGAAAUUCUUCUGAAAAAAAAAUGAGCUUUCCCCAUAACUAAUACUAUUUGAUUAUAGUAUUUUUAAAAAUUUACUUUAAAAAGAUAUCUAAUU
This is a messenger RNA of Mirounga angustirostris (Northern elephant seal), 6382 nucleotides long. It is a transcript of the gene PARP4, whose product is annotated as poly(ADP-ribose) polymerase family member 4. Gene Ontology annotation, cellular component: cytoplasm. The record is from RefSeq and is a predicted model, not a curated record. Lineage: Eukaryota; Metazoa; Chordata; Mammalia; Carnivora; Phocidae. Gene Ontology annotation, molecular function: NAD+ poly-ADP-ribosyltransferase activity.